Owenia fusiformis is the source of this 1081-nucleotide messenger RNA. NCBI's taxonomy places the organism in Eukaryota, Metazoa, Annelida, Polychaeta, Sabellida, Oweniidae. The record is from the annotation of a GenBank genome assembly.
AGGACGUCUUGUUUACCUAGAAACAGAGGAUUUGAUUAUUUUUAUGGUAGCUACGUAGCUUGGACUGAUCAUAUAAAUCAUACGGCAACGUCGUGUAUCAAAAGAGGUGAUGAGACAACAGUGGGAAAACCAUGCUGCUUAAACAGAGGUAGCAUAUUAAGAGAUUGCAUUAAGAGCUGCUGGGACAAAAAUCACAAUGUCGCAGGAAUCGAUCUUAUGGAUAAUGAAAGACCAGUUAUUGACGCUGGUGGACUUUUCGGGCCUGAUUUGAUAACAGACAAGGCAGUAGGAAGGAUUGUGGAUCAUAAUCCUGAAAAGCGAUUGUUUCUGUCGGUAGCCUAUACCACACAUAAUCCUACACCUACAGAUGCAUAUCUUAACAAAAUAACGGAAAUACCCCCAGGCAGACUUGGCCCUCUUAAUUCACCAAGAAAAGAUGUCGCUGCCAUGAUAAAUGCAGUAGAUACAGGUGUAGGGAAAAUAAUCGACAGUCUCAAACAAAAAGGUCUUUGGAAAAACACGGUGCUUCUAUUCACAUCUGACCAUGGAGGACACAGACGAAAGAACAAUAAUUGGCCAUUGAGAGGAACAACACACACUUACUUCGAAGGUGGAAUCAGGGGAUUAGGUAUACUAACUGGUUCAGUCACCAACAAAGCGAAAAGUUGCACCGGGUCCAAUAGUCAGCUUUACCAUAUGACCGACUGGUACAAGACUUUCCUGACACUCGCAGGAGCAACGAUAGGUUCUGACACAGAUUCCUAUGAUAUUUGGACUUCAGUUUGUUCUUGUACGAAGAGUCCUAGAAAGGAAAUUCUCCAUAGUUUAAAUCCAGAAAUGCCAAGACUUGGAAGCCCUGUCUACCCAGAUACAUUCGACAGCUCAGUUCAAGCUACGAUCAGGAUGGGAGACUAUAAAUUAUUUACUGGUCGGAUCAGUGGUACUGGCGGUUUCAGUGGCUGGGUUGCUCCCGCAGAAUACCCUGAACUUGUAACCCUAGAGCCAGAUCUAAACGACCCUAGCAAUGUACACCUGUAUGAUAUUAAAAAUGAUCCUCUUGAGAAUUAUGAUCUAAGUGCAG